UAUACAUUUUAAGCGAUUAAUUAUGUCUUCCCGAUAACUUCAUACACUAGCAAAAGUUUUAUAUACUUUACUAAACUGUUGUUUAAAAGAUAACAGGUUUUGUUUAAUGGUUUAUAUACAUUUCAGUAAGUAGUUUAAAGGUUUGCUAGCCGCUGGUGAGCUGCAUGCUAAGGAAGCAUAAAUCAUGCAGACAGUGACUCCACCUAGAGAAGGUAUGACCCUAAUCGACAAGACCAUGAAGAUGAGGCGAGAGGAGCAGGAGCGCCAGGUUCUCCUAGCCUGGGCGGUUCUCAAUAUUUCUCUGGCUGGCAUGAUUUAUACUGAAAUGUCAGGAAAGCUGCUGAGUAGAUACUACAAUAUUACCUACUGGCCUAUCUGGUACAUUGAACUCAUCCUAGCCUCUCUGUUCAGCCUUAAUGCUGUGUUUGAUUUUUGGAAGUACUUCAAGUAUACCAUGGCCCCUUCGACCAUCUUCGUCUCUCCUGAACAGCAUCGACUUCUCGGCCUACACAACUCAGGCAUUCAGCCCUCACCGCCUCAAAAGCCAGAGAAGAAGGAGGCUCCAGUGUCUACCCAGUCUCCCCCACUGCAAGGACAGAAUGUUCUCAGUUUCAGCCCUGCUCGGCCUCCAAGCAACAGCCCAAAGUUCUCUCCCAGCUGUGUGCCUGGGUACAGUCCAUCUUUAAGUAACCCUUCUUCACCAGCCAGUGGUGGACCCUUCUCACCUUCUGUGGCCUUUGGCAAGGUGCUAAACUACAGUCAGUCUUCCAAUUCCUCCCCAUACCCAAGCAGUCUGGGCCCAGCUGAAGGCACAAGUCUGCGAGCACGGUACCGCACCUCGCCCUCUGUCUUCAGCUCUCCAGGAGGAAAGGAGGACUACAUGGAUGAUCUCAAAUCUCUGGAAAAAUUUCUUCGCUUGGAGGAAGAGAAGAACCACCGUAGUCACCUUGGAAGUCCUGAGGCUACGUCUCCGUCCCACAGUCCAACUUUCUGGAAUUAUAGCCGCUCGGUGGGCGAUUAUGCUCAGAGUCUGAGGAAGUUCCAGUACCAGCCAGCCUGUCGCUCACAGGCUCCCUCUGCCCACAAAGACGAAACUGAGCUGGGAUCCAAGCAAGCUGCUGAGGAGGUGUGGGCACGUAUCACAACCAGUUGUUUAGUUACUGACAACAUUGAUAGCUGGACUGCCAAACUGAGAAAUUGGAUAAAUGACACCAUUCUGGUUCAUCUGGUAAAAGAAAUAGACUCGAUCAAUAGCCAACUCAGAAGAAUGGGCUGCCCAGAGCUGCAGAUAGGAGAAUCGAGUAUCAGCAGUCUCAAACAGGCUGCUGUAGCCAAAGCCUUAGCCAUCCCCACCCUCAAUACCAUAGUGCAGUAUCUGGAUAUCAGCCCCAACCAGGAGUAUCUGGUAGAGAGAAUCAGAGAAUUGGCCCACAGCGGCUGCAUGAGCUCCUUUCGCUGGAAUGGAGGGGGAAACCUGAAGAACCGAAAGUGGGAUACAGACCUCCCAACUGACUCUGCUAUCCUUAUGCAUAUUCUGUGCACAUACCUAGACUCCAGACUUCCUCCCCACCCAAAAUACCCAGAUGGCAAAACCUUCACGUCUCAGCAUUUCAUUCAAACGCCAAACAAACCAGAUCCUACCAAAGAGAACCUCUUCUGCAUCCACCAUAGCAGCACCAACCCACCUCACUAUCAGCUUGUGUAUCAAGGCCACAUCUACAGCCUUCCAAAGGGCAGAAAUAACUUAUUCCACACAGUCCUCAUGUUCCUUUUCAUCAUUAAAACCAAGGAGUCCGGCAUGCUGGGGAGAGUCAACUUGGGUCUAUCAGGGGUCAACAUUCUCUGGAUAUUUGGAGAUUAAUAUUGUCUUCCUCUAAAAUGGUCACCCAGAGGGCUGUUUAGGAUUUUGAUUUAAUAUUAUAUAUGUUUGCUCCUGACUUCAUUACUUUGGGGAAUCAUGCACAGUGCUUUGAUUCUUCACUGGAACAAGUUUGGUAAAACAUCUAAUUCACAGACUUUACCUCACAUCUGCUCGGUUAGUUGAGUUUUCAGGGUCGGUUUUACAUUUGCACCGACUCUGAAGCCAAUACAGCCUACAGCAAUAAGAGUCGCUGUAACGAUACCAUGUCUGAAUGACUACAGUUUGUGUAAAUUCUUUGCCAAAAUAUUUCUGGAAUUAAAUGGAACCUUAGCUGUAGUUUGCCAGACACUGGAAUCUUUUUAUGAGAAGAAUGUAUUUUUAACAUGAACACUCUACAUGCAAAAGUUGUAGCUUUGAAGUAAAAAUUGGCCAUAAUGGCUAUAUUUUCACUGUAAAUAAUUUGCAUGUUGUAUAUCUUUGAUGUAAAGCUGUGGACUUUUUUGACUGAUGUGUGAAGGGUGUAUUUUUAUAUGUUUACUGUUAGCUGGUUGUUAGUGACUUGUUUGUAGGUUUCAUUACAUGUACAGUCUUUCCUCCAUUGCUGUUUUAUUCCCUCCUGUUAUAGUAAGUGCUGUACAUUUGUAACAAUCCCCAUCAGAAUUGAAAACCAGAGUGCAAACAAUAUGCUUUCUAGUUAAAGGUAUGCACGUUUAACACUUUUUGUUUGCCAUCUUUAAUAAAUACGUGUACAGUACAUUUUUUA
Messenger RNA from Trichomycterus rosablanca, 2624 nucleotides. RefSeq names its product transmembrane protein 209 (gene tmem209). The record is from RefSeq and is a predicted model, not a curated record. Lineage: Eukaryota; Metazoa; Chordata; Actinopteri; Siluriformes; Trichomycteridae. The transcript has 15 exons. Gene Ontology annotation, cellular component: membrane. The coding region runs from base 185 to 1861 and encodes 558 amino acids.